AGUAAUCAAGUAAACACUACGGCACUCGAUUAAGACUUUGAAAGCUUCGACCGAUUUUUUCUGAAGCAAGAAGAUUCAAAGUCUUCUAUCGUGAAGACCAAAGACCUGGAGGACUUCCCUUGAAUUAGUCUUUAUUCCACUGUUCCCUGCAGUUUCCACGAGAGCUCCUCAGGAGUCAGGACUCGGGAGUCAGGUCGUCUAGAUGGCUUUUGAGGUUUUCCGCUCUUGAGCAAAUCUGAUGUUUGGAAUAUAGAUUUUGAGGCAACCCUGUUGGAUAUUCGACGUAUCUCAUGGUGGGUUUCUCUUCUUUCGUCUUUUUUACGGUGUCUUGAAUUAUCUGCGAUCUGUGUCUUGGGCUGAGAGAUUUUGAGAUGUAUAAGCAAAAACCAGAGUGCUUUUGGGUGUUUGUGUAUUGGGGGUCCCCGGAUUUGGUCGCAAGCAUCAAAAGCUUGAUGUAAAAUGCACUGCUUGUCUUCGUUUGAAGCGUUGGAUGCUCGUAUCUUACUGUAAAGAUGAUGCAAGAGGUGUAUGAUUCUUACCCUUUAUUUCGUUUGAUCUAAUAUUCAAUGGGUUCUGCGAGUUGUGGUGUUGACCUGUUCAUUGAUUCUUUCUUCGUUGGCUGUGGAUGGUGUAAUUAGUCUUGUAGUUGGUAGUCUUUCGGGGUUUGUUUCUCUGAGCAACAAACUAAUGAGUUUGGAUAGGAAAAACCGCAUCAAGCAUGCGGCUUUCCGUCGGAUAUUACAUGUGGUUGUAGUUGCCUUGUUGGGGGUUCUGCUGCUGUUUUUUCUCUGGAGAACAGGUUCAGUUUAUCAUAUUACGUGGGAUUCUGAUGAAGUUGAUGAAGGUAUUGUGCAGCAUACAGCCUUAGUCUCCAUAGAAAAAUCCGGACUCCCUAAACAGACCAAAUUGUCGGUUUCAUUGGAGAAAAGAAAUUGGUUGCCCCCAAGAAACUUGGAUCUUUUUCCAAAUCUUGCAGAGGACCAUAUAACACUUGUGCUGUACGUUCAUAACCGGCCUCAGUAUCUCAAAGUAGUUGUAGAGAGCUUGUCUAAGGUAGAGGGUAUUGGUGAAACUUUGUUGAUAGUCAGCCACGAUGGAUACUUUGAAGAAAUGAAUAAGAUAGUUAAAAGCAUUCGAUUCUGCCAAGUAAAGCAGAUCUUUGCCCCUUACUCACCUCACUUGUUCCCCAAUAGCUUUCCUGGUGUCUCUCCUGGGGACUGCCAGCAGAAAGAUGAUCCAUCCAAGAAGCACUGCAAAGGUAAUCCUGAUCAGUAUGGGAACCACCGAUCUCCGAAGAUUGUGUCGUUGAAGCAUCACUGGUGGUGGAUGAUGAACACAGUGUGGGAUGGGUUGAAAGAGACCCGGCAACAUUCAGGUCAUAUCCUCUUUAUAGAGGAAGACCACUUUAUUUUUCCUAAUGCAUACCGGAAUAUUCAGCUACUUACCAAGCUGAAGGCUCAGAAGUGUUCCGAUUGCUAUGCUGCUAACUUGGCACCAUCUGAUGUGAACUCGAGGGGUGAAGGUUGGGCAAGUUUGAUUGCUGAGAAGAUUGGGAACAUUGGUUAUGCUUUUAACAGGACAGUUUGGAGGAAGAUCCACUCUAGGGCAAGGGAAUUUUGCUUCUUUGAUGAUUAUAACUGGGAUAUAACAAUGUGGGCUACUGUUUAUCCCUCCUUCGGUGGUCCUGUUUAUACACUAAGGGGACCUAGGGCAAGUGCAGCUCACUUUGGUAAGUGUGGCUUGCAUCAAGGACAAGGGGAGCAAGGUGCUUGCAUUGACAAUGGCUCUGUGAACAUAGCAAUAGAAGAGGUUGACAGGAUUACAAACGUCAAUUCAGACUGGGAAGUGCAUAUUUACAAGCGUCAAUCAGGGUAUCAAGCUGGAUUUAAAGGUUGGGGCGGCUGGGGAGAUAUGAGGGAUCACCAGCUCUGUUUGGAUUUUGCAAAAAUGUAUUACUUGGGCAGCACUCCACUACCAGGUUGAGAGUUUAACUGUCGGUGUUUUGAGUAACCAACUUCUUGUAACUGGCAGGGCAUGGGCUAUCCCAGAGAUAUUUCUAUCUUGUUCCUAAUACUGAAUGAAUGUAAUGACAUUCUUCUGUACUGGUUUAAUGGCUUGUUUUUGUUUGUGAUAAGGUCCUCUUUUGCUUUUAUUACUUGGUCUUAUUUAUCUGAAUCCUGGGGCAAUUAACCUGGGGAAUGUUCACCAGAGGGUGAAGGUGAGUGAAAGUGGGGAAAGGAGGGAAACAAAUCUUCUACAAUGCAAGGAAGUUUUUCACCA
This is a messenger RNA of Nelumbo nucifera (sacred lotus), 2280 nucleotides long. Its product is annotated as alpha-1,6-mannosyl-glycoprotein 2-beta-N-acetylglucosaminyltransferase-like. Gene Ontology annotation, molecular function: alpha-1,6-mannosylglycoprotein 2-beta-N-acetylglucosaminyltransferase activity. NCBI's taxonomy places the organism in Eukaryota, Viridiplantae, Streptophyta, Magnoliopsida, Proteales, Nelumbonaceae. Gene Ontology annotation, cellular component: Golgi membrane; Golgi stack. The record is from RefSeq and is a predicted model, not a curated record. Gene Ontology annotation, biological process: protein N-linked glycosylation; oligosaccharide biosynthetic process.